AACACUGAUAGGAUUUUCUCAAUAUUGGCCAAGGCGUACGAACGUAAUGUUAAGUUCAAGGUCUCAGUAUCUGUUAAAGUCUUUCAGAUGUAGUCGGAAACGUGGUUACCUAUGAAUGCGGACUUUUUAAAUAAGAGGGAAGAAUGUUGUUUCGUAGGAUGUUGGGUAACAAAGUGGAAAGUGUAUUGUGUGAGUAUAUUGGACAUGUGAUAGUGAUUUGCUCGGGUUGAAUGAACUUGGCAGUUCUAGGAUUAUAGAAUGAUUAACACGAAGGCAUUUUGAGAGAGAGAAAAAGGGACUAGUGGAUUUUUCAAGUGAAAAUAAAAAUGAAGAAAACUACGAAGUAUAUUUUGGUUCUUCUCCUGUCAUCCAUCACAAUCUCACACGCAGAAUCCCAUUUGGACGACUUAAGCCUAGACGAAGAUUUUCCAUUGGACGAUGAAGACACAACCGGAAGUAGUCUCCACCCUUCAACGGAUCUGAAUCUUACAAACGAUGACGUCAACGAAAGUGACGACAAAUUCCCCUCGACUGCAAUGAAGAAACAGUCUCUAAUAUAUAGGGCCAUGCUAGACGCUCUGAAACGUCCUGAGAUGUCUCAACAACUGAGUCACGUGUUGCCUAUCCUGAGGAGCAUGUCGCCUCCACAACGCCUGACGCUGGCAGCCCUGCUGACGGCACAGGCGGUGUCAUCGCCGACGUCAGCUUCACCUACUCUCGACGACGUCCUUGCCAUGUUCGGCGUCGGUCCUCAGGACGGCGAGGAGCAACGUAAAAAUAUGACGUCAGCUUUACUCCUGCCUCUGUCUCUCGACAUCGCAAAUAUGUUCCGGGGCGUCGCGGCGAAGACUCCGGAUGCACUGGAACUGAGACACCUCCGAGUGGUCCCGGGGUCACCCCACCGGCGGGUCAUGGUCACUCCGUCACAUCCGCUCCCAGCCCCUAGGAUAAGGCCCGCCUUGCCGUUCAGACCCCCAUCAAGUCACAUCCGUCGUAACGUCCAAGUACAGACAGAAAUGGUUCCUCCCCCACCUCCGACGCCUCUGCGUGGGGGCAAGCCACCACGUCGUCCUCCACCCGGAAAACACCCCUCGGCACCUCUGAGGCCUCCGCCAGUGCCUGAGAGGAAACAUGGUCCAGGAAGCGAGUUUUCCGGGUCUCCCAACAAGGACAACUGCGACUACUUCACGAACACUCUGUGCCUGGAGGUGACGGACUACCCAAAAGACGCCAUAAUGGCGAGUAUUCAUCGCCAUCUUGGAACAGUUGAAGCUCUUCUCGCAGACAUCAAACAGCAGCGUUCUGACGUCACAGCGGACAACAUGAAGUCGCUUUACGAAACGAGAUACGCUCCUGACCACAACGUGUCCCGAGAAAACAGACGCCAGGAUCAAGAUAACAGUCUGAGAGAUCUAGGCUCAGAGGAUGGCUAUCUGUGUCCAUCCUCCGUCAAGUACGCAAGACCUAAACGUGCAAGAACCACGAGUGGACAGUGGAAGUUCAUCGUAAACGCUGGAGAUUACACGCAAACCCUUCGACUUGAGAUGUGCCAAAGACCCAAUGAAGUGUGCACCUUUAUUUCUGAUAACUUCAGAUCUGAGUGCACACAAGUUUACAAUUACCACAGACUUUUGACAUGGGAUGACGCGAAAGGUCUGCACAUGGACAUAUUCAAGGUCCCCACCUGCUGUUCGUGCCAUGUUCAAGGUUACUCUUUUAACUUCCCGCCUCGAGGAACGGAGUCACAAGAGACCUCUCCACACCCGGAACACUUCCCUGGAGCUGAUUUUGCUGUUGAAGAUCACGGAAUCCAGCAACAAAAUCCUAGACCAAACGAAGGAUUCAAGGCAGAGUUCGCGGAGGAUUCUAAUUUAAGACCGCCGUUACUUACAAAUUCUGAACAGUUUCACGACGAAAGUUUCAGUCACACUUUUAACCAGGACAAAGGAAUAAGAGGCCAGUUCAACACCAAACAAAUAACCUCAGGGGGACAGUUUCAAAGUGACACGACCAGCAAUAAAUUUCUGGUCGAGGGACACAGGGACCAGUUUAAUUUCAAAGAAGACAGAACGAGAAAUCAGUUCCAUUUCCAAAAUGACGACACGAGGAACAAGUUCCAGGAAGACAACUCGAGACAACAUUUCACACUUCAGCAAUCUCCAAAGCGAGAAACUGUGCAUUUGCAGAAAUCCCCCGAGUACCACGUGACUCCUCCACCUUCGACUUUCCAAAUUUCAAAUCUGUUCCAGAGACAGGGAUUCAGACACCCGACACCCGAGGGCCUCGUUCCUCCAGCAGGUCCACCACUGCCUCUAGCCCACGAGACGGACUUCCAGACGUUCUCAGGGAACAAGAUCUUAAGACGGAGUCGGAACCAAACAUCGAAUGGAUUAAGGGACGAAGUGGAUCUCGACGUGGAAGAGACAGCUGUCAAGGGACAUCCGUUUCGUAACGCAGACGUCAUCCACAUUCCUUCGACAAAGGCAGCGACCACAAUCUUCACGACCACCACGACACCAGCUCCUGCAACCGUGCCUUCGAAACCGUCUCCGACGGUAUCAGGGGGAGGAAAGAGGGUGAAUUACAAUUACCACCCUAUUAUCGACUACUUUAGAACACAACAGGGCAAGAGCUUUGACCACGGAAACACACAAGACUGGACUCCAAUCGUUGGUAACAACGAAAAACUCAAGUGAACAUCGCGCUGAACAUUUACGCAAAGGAAUAAUCAACACUGAAACUUAAGUUCUUUUAAAAGUGCUUUUUUUUUUUUUUGCGAAAUCAGCAACUCGAAGGCUUGGAAUUGUCGGUUAUAUUUCUGCUCGAAGACGAUGAAAUAUGACUGUAAUCGACCUGUAGAUUGUUUCAAAUUUUCUGGUUUGAUCAAUAACCACGAAGUUCGUAACAUACAUAAUAAUAUUUAAAGUGUGGUAAAGACAGACGAAGCAGCUGCUGAUUCCCACAUAACACACAUUACUAAAAUAAAUCACGUGAAAUGUGAAGUGGAUCUUCUAUAGUAAUCAAUGUUCAUAAAAUGGACGAUGAGUUACUAAUAAAUUAAUAGGAUGAUUUAUGUACAUAAGCAUAAUUAAAAGUGUACACUUCGACCGA
Molecule: messenger RNA, 3111 nt
Organism: Zootermopsis nevadensis
Lineage: Eukaryota; Metazoa; Arthropoda; Insecta; Blattodea; Termopsidae
Biological process (GO): innate immune response; central nervous system formation
Cellular component (GO): extracellular region
Molecular function (GO): growth factor activity; Toll binding
Source: RefSeq, a predicted model, not a curated record